AUGCCAGUUAAAAUUUGGAAAGAGUUCAAUGCACCAGAUGGAAGGAAAUAUUACUAUAAUAUAAAAUCGAAGGAAUCUACUUGGACUAAACCUGACAGUCUUUAUGAUACUGAGAAGGGCAAGGUUGGGUCAGACAGGGCAGGUGCUCCUUUGUUUGUGUUUCCUUUGCUAAAUGGUUGGCAUUUAAUCAUAUGUGUCGGUGGUGAAAAAUAUUAUUAUAAUAAGGUGUUGAAUGAUACCAUAUCCAAGGAGUUAAGUGAUGAUUCUAGUUUGCAAUUGUUGAAUGCUGUGGAUAAAGAUAAAUUGAUUUUGUUAAUAGCGGUAGCUAGAGGAUACAAUUGGCCAGAUUAUGAAAAACUUUACGAUGAACUGCUUAAAGAAUUUGAACUGAUAUCAAAUGAUAUGAUGCAAACCCAACAAGCUGAAGUCACUUCAACAGAAGACGAGGACGAGGACGAGGAUGAGAAUCAAGAAGGAAAUGUAGUGGCAGUAUCCAAUACUGGAUUAAUCGGAGGUUAUUUAUCUUCAGAUGACGAAGAGUCUAGUGACGAAAAUCAAGUGGAAGUAAGUGAGAAUACAAACAUUGAGGAAGAUCUUGCGAAAAGAAGUGAUCAAAAUGAUGUUGAUGAGAAUUUGAAUUCAAUAGAUCAUGGUCUGGAUUCCUUAGACGAUAUUGACUUGGAAAAAUCAAAAUCACUAUUCACUAGAUUAUUCGAAGAAUUUCAACUAGACCCUUACUCUAGUUGGAGACUCCAACUCAAAAAAAUCCAAAAUCAUCCUGAUUAUUUUCAAAUCACAGAUAACUCAACAAGGGAAGAACUAUUCGAAUCAUGGUGUUCAUCAAAGUUCAAUGGAGGAAAGUCAAACGUUACAAAUUUUGAAGGGGAAGAUGAAGAAACCCUUACUAGCGAUGAGGAAGAUGAUUUCGAACCCACGAAAUUUCAUUACCUAGCACAUAUUAUCUCUAAGGCAGAUAUCGCUGCAGACACGAUCUUCCUCGAUAUUAAAGAAAAUAAUAAAUCGUUGUUUAAAGAAUUUAAAAUUAAAGACUUUAUUAAAUCUAAAAAAGACCAAGAAGCAUUUUCGUCAAAAUUGUUGUUUUUCUACAAGAAAUUUCAACUAAAUGAAAGAAAGAAUUUAUUCUUACAGUUGUUGAAGGAAAAUGAAAAUUUGAUAAUACCAAAUAUUAAUUCUAAUAUAGAAAUUGUACGACAUAUAAUAAAAAAUGAUGUGGACGAAGCUUAUGAAAUUGAAACACAAUUACUUCAAAUAGAAAAAAUAAUAGGAUUGCAAAAUAUGUUGGUGGACUUAGCCAAUGAUCCAAAAUACUAUAUUUUGGGAAUUAAAGAUAAACUGAUUCUCCUUAAAGAGUAUCUAAAAGAUAAAAUUUAA
Molecule: messenger RNA, 1392 nt
Organism: Vanderwaltozyma polyspora DSM 70294
Lineage: Eukaryota; Fungi; Ascomycota; Saccharomycetes; Saccharomycetales; Saccharomycetaceae
Gene: URN1
Product: Urn1p
Exons: 1
Coding region: 1-1392 (463 amino acids)
Biological process (GO): mRNA cis splicing, via spliceosome
Cellular component (GO): U2-type prespliceosome; U1 snRNP
Molecular function (GO): protein binding; RNA binding
Source: RefSeq, a predicted model, not a curated record